AUGAAGGUGCUGACUCUGUCUAAUACUGUAAGGCUGGUUAUCCUUCACUUACUCGUAGUACUUUCCCAAAGUCACAUACCUUCCUCCCCUGUCCUCCCAGUCCGGAUAACCGUACCCUCCCAGUGGCAGUCUCUGCCCCUCUCUCAGGCCGAUCUGGGUCUUCUUUUCACCAACUCCAGCCCGUUUUCUUUCACCCAGUCCCUGUUACUCGUGCCUCCUUCAGGAACUGCCUCCAAACCUCUUCUCCACGCUGCUUUUGGUUCUUACACCAUCGCUCAGAUGAUGUCUGAACCCAUUCCUCCAUUAUCUCCAUCUCUCACUGCAUCGCUCCUAUCUAAAACUGUUGUAAAAGACAUUGAUGGUAAUCAAGGAGAAAAGUUUAAGGUGCGAGUGCUGUUUCACAUGAGGGGUGAUCCUAACCAGGGCACGUGUGUUACCCUACAUGCUUUUAAACAGACUGAAGAGCAGAAAGCCUCCUGCAUCACUCAGCCACCUUUUGCCCUGUGUGUGGUUACUUUGACGCUUCCAGAUGAUUGGUUUGAAACUGACCAGAACGUUGAGUCAAACCUGGACGAGACUUACCAGCAAAGACACUUGAGCAGACACCGUUCUCGAAAGCGUGGGAAACGGCAUCAAUAUAUGCCAAGAGGAAUCAGGGACAAAUCUGGAAUCGCGCUUAAUAAAAUUCAUCUUUACUAUUCCUCCUCCUACGGUAUCGCAUUAAACCUCAAAGUUGGACUGCAUCGGUCAGAGACGCAGCUGCACUACAUUGGACCUGUGGGACUUGAAGAAGAGAGGAUAGAGACAAAUGAGACAAAGCAGAGCUGUGCAUGUUUACUUGGACAAGCGGAAGAGAAACUAUGGCUGGAUUCCAAUGUGCUGAUUCUCUAUAGCAAAGGUCCAAUACGUGCGGGACGACCAGUCAGAGUCUCAGUAAACCUGAGAGAAACUAUCAAUGUGGAGUCAUUGAUUGUUAGGCUGAAAUUAAAAAAAGGAUUGUUGUCUCUGGAGGUCCACCCAGCCACAAACUCCGACCUGUGGACCGUUAACGUAGAGAAGACUACAGGUUCAAAAUAUGAUGUUAUAUCCAUCAUAAGCCACAUGACUGGUAGUCUUCCAUAUUAUACUGGGUCCUCUGCUUUGAAUCAGGUAGCUUGUCUCUCACUUGAUGGUUUACACAGAGGCUUUGGUGUAGCAAUGACUGUCACCGCUAGCUGGUGGGUGGAGUAUUUCGGUCGCAAGUCUGCAAUUUUGCCACAAAGGGCAGCCACAAUCUCUUUCUCCUUUAUCGACAGAGAAUUGGUGGGGAUCGCCCCCAUUACAGCGAGCAACACUAUUAUCAACACCGCCAUCUUAACAAGUCAGCCUGUGUCACUUCCUGUCACUGUCUUAGCAGUGGGCCAAGAUGGCAAAGUAAUUGAUGUGACCACUGCCGUGAAGUGUCAAUCAGCCAAUGAAGACAUAAUUAAGGUGUCUCAUGACUGCUCUGUGCUUUUUGUGGAUGGAAGUGAAUCAGGAACAGGCAGCAUUUGUGUGGAGGUGGAGUUUUCUUUGGGAAAAUUCAGUGGCUCUUUGUGCUUGGCUGUGUGGGCUCCUGUGGUUCCUCUCCGUGUGUCUCUCUCCGACCCUGUCCUAAGUCCAAUCAGUGGCUGGAGCUACUACAGUGAGAGCAGGUGCAUGCCAGUUUAUCAAAGAUCCACCAUACAGAUUUUGGCACGUUUCAGUGCCCAAUCUGGAGCUCAGGGAGGGCAACCGACCUACAUGCUCGGAUCACCUGACUGGUUUGUGGAUGUGACUGAACUUGUUAAGGACUGGCUGAGGAUAGAAAACCCACAUAUUGUGGCUUUUGAUAAGCAGAAGCAUCUGGUUGGCUUAACGCCUGGAAUUACUUCAAUAUAUGUUAUAUCAAGUCAGUGGGACGGUGUACUUGGAAGUGCUGAUGUUACUGUGACCUCUGAACCCGUCACUUCUGGUGACCUCACUGUUCAGUUGGUGGGAGGGCUUGGCCUGUCCAUUAAUUCCAGCCCAUCUCAUCCCUCUAUUGUCACAGCAACAGUCAAUGCUCACAACACACUUUACAAUCAUGGGCAAGAAGCAUCUAUCAGUGUUUGGAUCCAGUUUUCUGAUGACACCGCCAUAUUUGUGUCUGCCUUUACUGGAAUUCCCUAUUCUCUCCGGCUCUCUUCAAUGGCUGACUCUGUGGUUACAGUGACACCUGUGCCAUUCCAGCGCAUCCUGGCAGAAGGUGAUGGCGGAGGACCUCUCGUAAAAGCUGAGCUGCUGAUCACCACCUGUGAACCGGUAUCUAACCACAUUGAAGUGGACACUAUCCAAGAAAGAAGUGAAACAAGAAGAUUGGAAAAAGGUUCUGGGUGGAUAAGGGUAAAUCUGAACAUGGACGUCUGGUCAAUAGAAAGUGAGGAAUCUAACUUUGAGAUGUUCGAUGUGACUGAUAUGCUUGUUGACUCUAACAAGAAUCUGUAUGAGGAUUUUGAAGAUGAUGAAAUUACUGUCAAUUCCACCAGUGAUUAUGUUGUUGGUGAUGAAAAUGAUAUGUUGAAAAGAAAUAACUUGGAGCAGGCAGUUCUGAUCCCCAACCAUGAAGAGAGUGCAGUAUACUUCUCUCCUGGAGAGGACUCCGAGGAAGAAAGAGAAGUGAAAACUGUUGAUAGACAAAUAGAGAUUGCCACUGGAUCUGUGCUUUCUCUUCUUUGUCUCUCCUGUGUUCUUUUUCUGGUCAGCUGUCUGCCAUGUGUAUUAAAAGAGAAGAAGAACAAAGGACCACGAGAGGGAAAUGUAAACAACAUUGUGGAAAACGAAGAAACUGUGGAAAAGCAAGAAGAGAGAGAGGUAAAGAGAAAAACAUCCAGUGAAGUGAGAACUGGAAUUGACAGAAUAGAAAGAAAGUGACUUUAUUUUCAAAAUGUCUUAGAAAAAAUGUCCUGAAAAAGUAAAUAAUUAUUUGCAUUUUUUCUUAAUAAUCGGAUUCAUUGUUGUACCCAUACCUAUCAAAAAGAGAUAUAAGAGGACCUAAAUAAUUUAAAUUAUUGUUCAGUAUUGUUUGUUUUUGGAUA
Paramisgurnus dabryanus is the source of this 3074-nucleotide messenger RNA. Lineage: Eukaryota; Metazoa; Chordata; Actinopteri; Cypriniformes; Cobitidae. The record is from RefSeq and is a predicted model, not a curated record.